Messenger RNA from Olea europaea var. sylvestris, 585 nucleotides. RefSeq lists its product as uncharacterized. The coding region runs from base 134 to 343 and encodes 69 amino acids. Lineage: Eukaryota; Viridiplantae; Streptophyta; Magnoliopsida; Lamiales; Oleaceae. The transcript has 3 exons. The record is from RefSeq and is a predicted model, not a curated record.
UUUUAUCGUCCAUUAUUUUUGAAAAAUCACUUUAAGGGAGAAUCGCGUAUUUGCUGUACAUUUCAAUUUUGAAAAACUUGUAGAACAAAGGGAAGGCGGCGAUCGGGCAGGCAGAGAGCAAAAAGAAUCGAAAAUGAAAUCAUCGGAGGUUAACAAUGGAGAAUCUGAAAUGAAGAGAGAACACAAGAAACCCCUUUUCAGACCAGCUAAAGAUGACACCAAACCACUCCUCCAAGAUCCAAUUUUGAGGUCGGACCCGAUUGUGACGGAGGAAGCUGUGCUCCGGUUACCUCCUUUACCAGAUUGCAUCAAAGUCAAAUCCCAACCACCACUGAAUUUGUAGACAUACGUAUGCCUUUAUCUACUCUAUAUUAGCCUGCAAAUUGUUUACCCUCCGAAGAUUUUGCGGUUGCCCUAAUUUGUACUGCUCAUUAGUUUUAAUUUGCUAUCACGGAACGGAUUUGGUGCCGUUUAUGAUGUUUCUUCUGAAAUGUAUGGUUUUCACAUUUGGAGAAGUGAAAAUUUCUGGCAUCGGGUUUUGGCCUGGCCACAAAUAAAUAAUAUUUGAAAAUUAAAUUUUAACUA